Molecule: messenger RNA, 300 nt
Organism: Anisakis simplex (herring worm)
Lineage: Eukaryota; Metazoa; Nematoda; Chromadorea; Rhabditida; Anisakidae
Source: the annotation of a GenBank genome assembly
AUGCAGAUAAAAACAGUUGCAGAAUUAUACACGAAUUUUCGGGACUACUUUCAGAUUCGUGAGAUAUCGAUUCAAUUUGGUAUUGAUCAAGUACCGAGACGUGGAUGGGGAUUCAAAGCGGAUUUCUUUGCCGUGAUGGCCAAUGCUUUAGCGACCGAGUGCGUGUUCUUGGAUGGUGCCGCUCAUCAGCCAACUGAAACCAUCGAAGCGUGGGCUGAACUCGUUGAAUUCAUGUUUAGUAGUGUCCGAGAUGGCUAUUAUCAACAGGUGCGUACAUUACUGUGCUUGAAUUUACACUGA